This is a messenger RNA of Carya illinoinensis, 2712 nucleotides long. Its product is annotated as protein FAR1-RELATED SEQUENCE 5-like. The record is from RefSeq and is a predicted model, not a curated record. The transcript has 7 exons. Gene Ontology annotation, molecular function: zinc ion binding. Bases 1 to 2712 code for a protein of 903 amino acids. NCBI's taxonomy places the organism in Eukaryota, Viridiplantae, Streptophyta, Magnoliopsida, Fagales, Juglandaceae.
AUGGGGCAAGGCUAUCCAGUUGCCGCCGCUGCACUGAGGAGUGAAUCGGGUGACUGGGUGAGGCAUGGCGCCGUGGGGCGUGGGCAGCGACACAGUGAUUCUGUGAACAUGGCGGUGUGGGCACUGGCAGCGGCUGAGUCAGCCAUCCCAACCACUGCUCCAAACUUUCCAAUUUACAUGCACGGUUACUAUGGAGCCCCACCUGCAUGGUCACCGGCUAUUAUGCCAUAUCCAAAUGCACACCAACUUCAAGCCAACAUUCAGAUGCAUGGGUUGGGUCGUCCGAAUCCUCUCAUGGCUACAAGCUCCGGAUCGGUCGAAAAAUUUGGUAAAGGGGAUACACCUAGUGAAAGUGCAGCGCCCUGUUCGUCAUCUAGAGUUCAGUCUCAAGGUGAAGAGGAUAGGCCAGAUUCAUGGGAAACAAGCGAUGGCAAUGCCGGGUCACCCCAGGUAGACGAGCUGGGAUGUGGUGAUAUGAUUGAGGAGCCAAGAACAGGGAUGGAGUUUAAUUCUUUAGAGGAAUUAAAUAGCUAUUAUAAGUUAUAUGCUAAAAGAUGUGGAUUUGGAUCCAUGACACAAAGGAGUGAGAGGGAUGACAAAGGGAGUGUCAGAUAUGUCACUCUUGGUUGUGCUCGUGGGGGAAAGGCUCGGAAUAAAACGACGAACAUGGGAAAACCACGGCCUACAGCUAAGACUGACUGUAAGGCAAGGAUUAAUGCCUUAAAAGUUGAUGAAAAGAUGAAGUUGACCACAGUUAAUAAUACACACAAUCACGGACUGAGCCCACAGAAAUCGCGCUUCUUCCGUUGUAAUCGUGAAGUAAGUGAGGCUGUAAAAAGAGUGCUAGAUACUAAUGACCUGGCUGGCAUCCGAAUGAACAAGAGCUUCAGGUCUCUUGUUGUUGGCGCGGGAGGGUUUGAGAACCUGCCAUUUUCGGAAAAAGAUUGUCGCAACUACAUAGAUAAGGCAAGACAUCUGCGACUUGGAUCAGGUGGUGCUGGAGCGCUACGAGACUAUUUCUCUCGGAUGCAGUACAAGAAUCCCGGAUUCUUUUACUUGAUGGAUUUAGAUGAUGAUGGGAGGUUAAGGAAUGUAUUCUGGGCAGAUCCACGCAGUAGGGCAGCAUAUCAAGAUUUUGGUGAUGUGGUAACAUUUGACACUACGUACUUGACGAAUAGGUACGGGAUGCCCUUCACACCAUUUGUUGGUGGAAAUCAUCAUGGACAGUCGAUUCUAUUGGGGGCAGGGUUAAUUUCCAGUGAGGACACAGACACUUUUAUUUGGUUAUUCCAGACUUGGCUGCAGUGUAUGGAUGGAUUAGCCCCGCCAGCUAUUAUUACUGACCAGGACAGAGCAAUGAAGAAUGCAAUCGCUGUUGUAUUUCCAAAAACUCGGCAUAGAUUUUGCUUGUGGCAUAUACUUAAGAAAGUCCCUGAGAAGCUAGGCUCUCAUCGUGCCUACAAAAGUGGCCUGAAAAAAUUUGAGAAAUCCUGGGAGCAGUUAAUUAGCACAUACACGUUGCAAGAGAAUGGCUGGUUGCAAAGUUUGUACUCUGAGCGCACGUAUUGGGUACCGAUCUUCCUGAAGGAGUAUUUUUGGGCUAGCAUGAGUACCACACAACGGAGCGAGAGCAUGAAUGCAUUUUUUGACGGGUAUGUUCAUGCGAAGACAAACUUGAAGGAGUUCGUCGACCAAUAUGACAAUGCAUUGAGAAAGAAAAUCGAGAAUGAAAUCAGCGCGGACUUCCACUCCUUUAGCGUUACAAUUCCAUGCAUAUCUAGAUCUCCUAUAAAGAAGAGAUUCCAAGAGUUGUACACGAAUGCCAAAUUUAGAGAAGUUCAGCAACAAGUUAUGGGUGUGCUUGAUAUGGAUCCAUAUCUACUUAGAUGGGAUGGUGUGAAGAAGACAUAUCUAGUAGAAGAUGAAGUUCGUGUUGAGGAGUUCUGUAAAAAUAUUACAUAUUAUGUGGACUUUAAUGAGGAAAACUACGAAGUUAAGUGUUCGUGUGGGUUAUUUCAAAUAAGGGGGAUACUAUGUAGGCAUGUCUUGUCCAUAUUCAAAUGUAAUGGGAUAAAAUCUUUACCAGCGAGGUACAUUUUAGAUCGAUGGAGGAAAGACAUCAAACGGAGAUACACUUUAAUCCACAGUACAUAUGACUCAGGGCAUCAGCGAGAAGAUACUAACAGAUAUUCAACUUUAUUGAAUAUUUGUUAUCAGAUGAUUACUCGUGCAGCGGGUUCAAAAGAGCAUAUUGAAGAUGCGACAAAAAAGUUAAAUGCAAUGAUUGAGUUAUAUGGCGACAACCAAGAACCCCCUUCAAUGACCAAAAUAGGGGAGGAGACAACCAUCGUUGGUAGUUCGAAGCAAGUUCUCAGUCCACAAGUUGUGCGAGGAAAAGGCAGACCCUCAUCCCUGAGGAGAGCAUCCAGGAUGGAGCAACACAUCCGGAAAGGAAAAGCGAAGACGAAGAAAGCAAAUUUAUUGGGCAAACGUAAAGAGAGAGAUGGAGGAUAUACGCCAGCCCAGGACACAUGUAGGAAUUUAUUUGGGCCAGCAGAGAUAGAUGGAAACAUGCAGACUAUUCGAGUCAGCUCAACCUUUGACAUUAGCGGAAAUCAAAAUAUGGCUGGGAGUCAAGAAAGUGUACUGUUUGGGUUGGAUGGAUCACAACCUGUACUAGAAGGAUUGGAUGGAUCAGAAGUGCAGAAAUGA